AUGUCUUGCCCGCUGCACAGACGAGUGGGGAGGAUGGACCUGACCAACAUAUCUGAAAAGGGUCCAAAACUUGACGACCUUCGUGUUGAGCACGAUGUUCUUGUUGAGGACGACAAAGGUAACUUGGUGGAGGAAAAGCUCGAUUUCAUCCCUCCCUCUGUCCUGGGAGACACUGCAUAUGACCAUGAACCAGUCUGGUCGGAGCUUCCCCAGAUGCCCUUCAUGGAGUUCUAUCGUGGACUCCUUGAAAGGAACUGGGUGAACGAGCUGUACAACCCCCAAGCAGAGCCAUGGAAGUUGGAGUUCUUCAAGGAUAGUGGCCGUAUCUUCCGCACCUCGUUCAGUGGGUACAGGGUCAUCGUUGAGAAGGCUGACAAGUCACAGUUCUGGGUGGACAUGCCCACACCGGGGAGGGAGACCUUUGUUCGCGACGUUUCUGUGACCAGGGCUGUAGGGACAACACUACCAGCACCUGCCCGGCAGGCCCCUCUUCCUAGCGAAUACGGCUACAAUCAGGUGUUUGAGCAGAUCUUCCUUGCUUACGAACAGAAAAUGCCCCCCAAUGGUGUUCGAGAGUAUCUCAAGCAGGGAUGGGUGCAGAAAGCACAAUAUGAGUAUGACUGCCCUGGUGACAAGCUGCUGGAUGUAUCCUUCCACAUGUCAGCUCAGGAACCCAGCUUCCGCGGUUUUUGGGACAUCCUCCCCUCUGUGUUGUUUGUGAGUUUUGCGUUCUCAUUUCUGGGUAUCUGCCUGGCUGUUGGGAUCUUCAGACCCCGCAAACAGAUGCCCACAGACCCCAUGCAGGCAAUGGAGUUUGCCCAGUCCAAGGGCCGGGCACGUAUGGAUGGCAGGACAGAUGUAAAAUUCUCUGAUGUGGCGGGCCUGGACACCAUUAUUACCGAUCUCCAGGACAUUGUCAAGUUCCUUCAGGACCCAGCAAAGUACCAGGAUUUGGGAGCUAAGCCGCCAAAGGGAGUGCUGCUUGAAGGACCGCCAGGCACAGGGAAAACCCUUGUUGCAAAGGCCAUCGCAGGAGAGGCAGGGGUGCCAUUCUAUCAAAUGAGUGGGAGCGAGUUUGUGGAAGCGAUCGUGGGUGUGGGGGCUGCAAGAGUUCGGGAUUUGUUCAAGAGGGCCAGAGCACAAGAUGAAGCUUGUAUAAUUUUUGUUGACGAGAUUGAUGCCCUGGGCAUCAAGCGAGCAGAGGCAGGAAUUCAGACAAACGAGGAGAGGGAGCAGACACUGAACCAGCUCUUGACAGAGAUGGAUGGGUUCACUCCUGAGCAAGGUGUUGUGUUUGUUGGUGCCACGAAUCGGGCUGAUCUAUUGGACCCAGCGUUGUGCCGACCGGGGAGGUUUGACAGGAAACUGCGCGUUUUGAAGCCUGAUACAGAGGCCCGUUUCCAGAUUCUCAAGGUUCAUGCCAGGAAGCGCAAGAUGGCUGAUGACGUUGACCUGGAACAACUUGCCCGAGACCUGCCUGGCCUGUCUGGUGCCGAGCUGGAGAACGUCCUGAACGAGUCUGCCUUGGAGGCCGUUCGAAGGGGUUCAAACAUCAUAACUCCCAGAGAUGUAUACAAUGCUGUGGAGAGGGUCCUGCAGGGUGUACGUCGUCCUGCCCAGCCCGACCAGCUGGAAAUCGGCAAGGCGAUGGCUGUCCACGAAGUCGGCCGAGCCAUUGUGGCCAUCGUCAUCAGGAAUGCCACAGGAAGGUUAGAGGCAGUUGAGAGGGUGUCUAUGAUUGCCAGAGGAAAGGACUGGACAAGGACCAUCUUUUACCGUGGAAAAGAUGAGGAUUAUACGAUGACGACCAAGGUUCGCCUUCUAGAACGUGUGCGAGUCAUACUUGCUGGUCGUGCUGCAGAAGAGCUUGUGCUGGGUUGUGCAACAUCUUAUGCUGUGAAGGAUUUGGAGAUGGCAUAUAGGCUGGUAGAGAAGAUUGUGUGCAAUUACGCCAUGUCACCAUUGGGCAUUACAUCCUAUGCACCUGUGACGAGGGGCGCAGGCUUCAUGAAGCGGAGCUUUGAAGUGAAUGUGGACAACAUCGAUGAGGACUUGUUCGGCAGGGGUCUUAAGGGUGGCAUGUUUCAGCCGUCGGACAUAGGCCAGCACAAGAUGUUGAUGGAAAUUCACAAAAUGCUUCGUGAAGCCUAUGCAGAUUGCCUGGAUGUGCUGUCCCGCCAUAGCGACGCCCUCGAAGCAGCCACACUCGCCCUGAUGGAGAACAUGGAGUUGACUGGGAAGGAGCUUGAACAAAUCGUUGAGGAACACCCACCGAGACAACCCCCACCGACUGUUGAGGACCAUGCGCCUGUGGCUGUUCUCAAGCCGCAACACCCACAACGAGGGGAAGCAGCCAAGUCAGAAAAGGUCAGCAGGUCGCGCAGAGGGGUGAAGCCGCCUCCCCCUCCAGCUCCAAAGGUGGCGAAGCCCAAAUCGAAAAAGCCUUAUGCCAAUGUGCUGAGCUCAGCCCUAAGACAGGGGCAGAAACUCGAGGAAACUGCAGGAUGA
Molecule: messenger RNA, 2508 nt
Organism: Ostreobium quekettii
Lineage: Eukaryota; Viridiplantae; Chlorophyta; Ulvophyceae; Bryopsidales; Ostreobiaceae
Source: the annotation of a GenBank genome assembly